GUUGUAAAGUGCCAUCUGACGAGACACCUCAGCUCGCUCAGGUACCACCUGCCCCGAAUCGCUGCCAUACAGUAACUUCGUCGAUGAUUCCACAUCGCAUGACACUAAGAAGAUCUACCGGUAUCUUGGAGCUCCAUAUUCUCGAUUUACCACCUGGCGCAUCUUGCCACGCAGUGCACGCACUCGCGGCAUCAUAUACAUAUAUAAGUGCAAGUCGGUCGAACAUGAAGGUGACUGCUACUACCACGACUCGAAAACUACACCUAAACCUGGGAAAUACUUCGAGUACUACUUGGUCAGUGACACCCAGGUCGUGCUGGCUAUGGACCAAAAGCAUGUGUGUGUCGUCGGCGCCGGGAUAUCUGGCUUGCGAUGCGCCGAUGUCUUGCUCUCGCACGGAUUCAAGGUGACUAUCAUAGAGGCGAGAAACAGGAUAGGGGGCAGGAUCUGUCAGUCCGAGGGACUUGGGUAUACAGUUGACAUAGGCCCCAACUGGAUUCAUGCCUGGUCUGACUCGGGUGAACCUCAUCCCAUUUACAAGCUGGCUAUGGACACCAAGACUCCACUACACCACUGGAACAACAAGCAGCUGAUCUUCGACUCGGACGGGAACAAACUUCCUGAUGAACUGACCGAGCGCCUGUCGACCAUUCUCUGGGAGAUCAUUGAAGAGGCCUUCAACUUCAGCAAGGCUGCUCACGAAAAAAACGGGGGUAAAGACAUUGCGAGUACUGACUCCUUACAAGAUUUCAUCCGACGAAGAGCUCAGGACAUUGUCUCAGACGCGAAGGAACGUGCCCUGCUGGUCCAGAUGAGUGAGAUGUUUGGUGCCUACGUCGGGCAGCCGGUGUGGCAACAGAGUCUACGUUUCGCGUGGAUGGAGGAGUGCUGUGGCGGAGAGGAGAUGUUUGUUUCGUCCAACUAUUCCUCCAUCCUCGCCCUCGCCGCGAAGCCCGCGCUGACCAGCGCAACUAUCCAUCUAAACACGCGGGUAGUGGGCAUCACCUCUCACCCAGCCGCCUCUCCGACCUCGCGUCAGCUGGUAACUGUCACCACUGAUCAUGGGCAGACUAUGUCGUUUGACGAGGUGGUCGUGACUGCACCGUUGGGAUGGUUGAAGAAGAACCACUCAACCCUCUUCGAUCCCCCGCUCCCCCCUCGCAUCAGGUCCGCCAUAUCCAACCUAUCUUUGUCCCAGCUAGAAAAGGUCUUCUUCAACUUCCCGAGUGCCUUCUGGAAAACAGGUCUGCCCAACGAAGACGAUUUUCCAUGCUACACAAACUGGCUUUCUCCGACAUACUCUGCGUCAACCAACCCUUCCAAAUGGCCGCAGGAGAUAUGGGAUCUCUCCUCCUUUGCCCAGCCAAACAGGCACGCUACCAUCCUAUUCUACCUCUACGGUGACUGUACACGUCACAUCGUCAACAUGAUUAACGGCCAGACUCCCGCGGAGAAGCACCGUCUGCUUGACGAUUUCUUUCGGCCCUACUACUCCCUUCUCCCUGGAUACGACGCCGAGAAUCCAAACUGCACACCGCAAGCCAUUCUGGCGACCGAAUGGUUUAAAGACGAUCUCUGCGGCAAUGCGAGCUACUGCAACUUUCAGGUCGGCGUCGAGGAGGCGGAUAAAGAUGUGCUUGCCUUUAGGGAGGGCUGUGUUGAGAGGCGGCUGUGGUUCUGCGGGGAGCAUGCCGCGCCGUUCGACGAGUGUGGCACCGUUGCGGGGGCUUAUCUUAGUGGUGAGAGCGUUGGAAGGAGGAUUGUGGACUUGUACAAGUCUGAGAGCUAGCGGAUGCCUGGGUUUGGGGACGGUCUACUCUCCACAUGUGCUUACUGCGUAAAGUAUCAGUCAAUGUCUUGACGAGAAUCGUUAUAUCGUGUUGCUGUCUUAGCUACUACUACAUGUCCCUCUGGAACAAGUGACUCGUAACAUAUCGCAUUAUCGUAC
Canariomyces notabilis is the source of this 1948-nucleotide messenger RNA. RefSeq names its product FAD/NAD(P)-binding domain-containing protein. The record is from RefSeq and is a predicted model, not a curated record. The coding region runs from base 323 to 1789 and encodes 488 amino acids. Gene Ontology annotation, biological process: positive regulation of transcription by RNA polymerase II; negative regulation of transcription by RNA polymerase II. Lineage: Eukaryota; Fungi; Ascomycota; Sordariomycetes; Sordariales; Chaetomiaceae. Gene Ontology annotation, molecular function: chromatin binding; oxidoreductase activity; flavin adenine dinucleotide binding. The transcript is spliced from 4 exons.